CUGACUCAGUCUCUAGUAAACAGGGCGGCUAACAUCACUCUGCUGCACACUUUAAUUAAAACAUUUCAACAAGCUAUAUUUUAAAAUGUGGACUUAAAGCGACGGGUUUAACUCUCGCUUUCUUGGAUUUCACUGCCUGAUCUCAUUAACACCCACGAAGAAGAAAAGCAGGCGGACCGUUAAAGCUGAUCCUGGGACUCACACUGACAACAGCCUGUUUGGAUAUGAUCCCUGAGAUUAGCUUCACUGUAGUUUCACUGCUGUAGAUUGAGAGGAGCUCCUGUUAUUGUGUGCGCACGCACACACACACACACACACAUACACACACACACACACACACACACACACACACACACACACACACACACACACACGGUACCUGGCUACAGGGUCCAGAUGGGGAACAGCGCACUGAAGACUCACCUGGAAAACUCCCAGAAGACGGGGGUUUUCCAGCUGACAGCGAAGGGACUGCAGGAGUUUCCAGAGGAGCUGCAGAGACUCACCGCUAACCUGCGGACGGUCGAUCUGUCGGGGAAUAAGAUCGAAGUUCUUCCCCCCGCCAUCGGAAACUUCCUGCAUAUGAAGAGUCUGACGCUCAACUCCAACAGAAUCACCGCUCUCCCCUCUGAGAUCUCGAAGCUGAAGAAGCUGGAGACUCUGAGUCUGAACGGGAACCGCAUCGUGACGCUGCCGUCCUCUCUGGGCCAGCUCAAAGCCCUGCGGACCCUCAACCUGUCGGGGAACCGGAUCUCAGAGUUCCCCCCCGGCCUGGGCACCCUGAGGCACCUGGACCUGCUGGAUCUGUCCAGGAACCAGAUCCGGAACGUCCCGGCACACGUGUCGGAGCUGCAGACCAUCGAGAUCAACCUCAACCAGAACCAGAUCUCAGUGCUGACAGAGGAGGUGUCGAAGUGUCCCCGUCUGAAGGUGCUCCGUCUGGAGGAGAAUUGUCUGGACCUGUCCUCCGUGCCUCAGUCCAUCCUCAGAGACUCUCAGGUGUCUCUGUUCUCUGUGGAGGGGAACCUGUUCGAGGUGAAGAACCUGCGGGACCUGGAGGGGUACGACAAGUACAUGGAGCGUUUCACAGCCACCAAGAAGAAGUUCGCCUGAAGACGCUCGAAGAAAAGUCCAACCCUCAGAGCGCCACCUGGUGGACGAGUCAGCUGCUGCUUCUUCUGCUGCUGCUAAUAAACAGUCCUCGACACAGCGACCCCCCCCCUCCCCCCCCCCCACAGGUCUCUGAGCGUCAGAUUCAACACGAGAGAAGAAGGAGGAGUGUGAUGGUGAAGCUUCAGUGUGUUUCCAGACUGCAGAGACUCAGGGACAGAAACACAACGUUCAGUGCUUAACAACGUUUGUCGCUUUAAAUUAUUACUUUUUACCUUUAAACUCUGCUCAAUGUCUCCGCAGAGUUAUUCAAACUGAAGCAUUUCAUCUGAGUCUUGAACAAACAGCACGAGUUUGUAGAAUUGAAGAAACAGAAAAGUUUACUAUGUUUGAAGAAGGUUCAUGUGUUCCCAACAUGCUGUCAGUCUGAGGGGCUUGUUUUCACCAGGACUAAGAACAGGUUGAUUUGGGUUUUUAGGAUGGCUAUAGAAGGUUCAUGUGUUCCCAACAUGCUGUUUGUGUUUUUUUAGGGGCUUGUUUUCAUCAGGAAACGGGUUAGUUUCACCUGAAACAUUACAAUAAACCACAGGGAAAAAUCUGACACCAUUUUAAAAUAAUUUUGUAUCCAAAAAUAACCCAAAGAAAUCAGUUUCCAGUUCCUACGUUAUGUGUCUCUGUUGGAUUUAUGAUGUCCAUUGUUUUCGUUUUUUACACAAAACAGGGAUUUAAUUAAUAAUUGUUAGUUAGCAGCUUGCGAACAGGCGACCAGAAGGGGGCCCCCAAAGAAGGUAGAUUAAGAAGGUCCACAGCAACGACAACAUGAAACACCCUUUAAUUU
This is a messenger RNA of Trematomus bernacchii (emerald rockcod), 1948 nucleotides long. RefSeq names its product leucine rich repeat containing 57 (gene lrrc57). The record is from RefSeq and is a predicted model, not a curated record. Lineage: Eukaryota; Metazoa; Chordata; Actinopteri; Perciformes; Nototheniidae. Bases 397 to 1113 code for a protein of 238 amino acids. Gene Ontology annotation, molecular function: protein binding. The transcript has 6 exons.